Molecule: messenger RNA, 1052 nt
Organism: Anarrhichthys ocellatus (wolf-eel)
Lineage: Eukaryota; Metazoa; Chordata; Actinopteri; Perciformes; Anarhichadidae
Gene: srd5a1
Product: steroid-5-alpha-reductase, alpha polypeptide 1 (3-oxo-5 alpha-steroid delta 4-dehydrogenase alpha 1)
Exons: 5
Coding region: 163-963 (266 amino acids)
Biological process (GO): steroid biosynthetic process
Cellular component (GO): membrane
Molecular function (GO): 3-oxo-5-alpha-steroid 4-dehydrogenase activity
Source: RefSeq, a predicted model, not a curated record
AUUGGUGCUGAAUCGGGAACGCGUGAGUCAGUCUCGUGUGUCCACUAUAGCACUCCAGUGUUUACCUCAGUGGUAGCGAGCAAUACGGCAUGUUAUCAAAUAGUUGCAUGUAACAUUUCCAUCGUUUGUAUAAUUAGUUUUGUAACAUUAGCGCUUCCGCCCAUGAUGGACGCGCUCCUGUCCUGGCUCUUCACCUCGGAGGAAGAGGAGCUGUACGUGUUGGACUGCUUGGCUUACCUGAUAGUUUUCAUGGCAGCCAUCACUUUUGUUACACUGCUUUUCGAAAACGUCCCAUACGGGCGGUAUGCUACCAGCAAAUAUGGAUUCCCAGUUAACGCCCGGUUGGCUUGGUUCAUCCAGGAGCUGCCUGCGAUCCUGGUGCCUGUGUGUCUGGUAGUUUGGACAUCCUCUGCGAAAACCUCCCUGCUGCCCAACCAGCUGCUCAUCGCCAUGUACUUCUGCCACUAUGUCCAGAGGUCCCUUAUUUAUCCAUUUUUAAUCCGAGGAGGUAAACCAACACCAUUCGCCUCAUUUGCCCUGGCCAUAGUUUUCUGCAUGUACAAUGGCUACAUGCAGAUCAGGUACCUGAGCCAUUACGCUGAGUACCCGGCACACUGGGUUACACAUCCAUGCUUCAUUGCAGGGUCUGUACUGUGGUUGUUCGGCUGGCUGGUGAAUGUGCACUCUGACCACAUCCUGAGGAACCUGAGAAAGCCCGGAGAGACCGGUUACAAGAUCCCCACAGGCGGAAUGUUUGAAUAUGUGUCCGGAGCCAACUUCUUAGGAGAGAUAACAGAGUGGGCAGGCUUCGCUCUGGCUGGCCACUCCGUUCACAGUUCAGCUUUUGCCAUAUUUACCACAGUGGUCCUCGCCAGCAGGGCUGUGGCCCAUCACAAAUGGUACCUCGCUAAGUUCGAAGACUAUCCUAAACAUAGGAAGGCACUGAUUCCCUUUCUGUUCUAAAAAGCCCAUGGGCACAGGAAGCCUGAAAAGGCACUGGUUCUUACAAUGGCAGCAAAGAACAUUGCCACAAUGUUUUUUAAUAUAAUAUA